Molecule: messenger RNA, 452 nt
Organism: Gekko japonicus
Lineage: Eukaryota; Metazoa; Chordata; Lepidosauria; Squamata; Gekkonidae
Product: insulin-like
Exons: 3
Coding region: 87-383 (98 amino acids)
Cellular component (GO): extracellular region
Molecular function (GO): hormone activity
Source: RefSeq, a predicted model, not a curated record
ACUUCAACAUAAUCUUUUUCUUUCUUUUCUGAGCCGCCUUCAAAGCUUCUCUUGCUAUAAUUUGAUUAGGUCUCGCCGACAUCACCAUGACAUUCUGGAUCAGAUCUUUGCCUCUCCUGGCACUGAUUGCUGUUUUGGCUCCUAUUGCUAGUCAUGCUUCCCCCAAUUAUUAUCUGUGUGGCCGCCAACUAGUGGAUUCCCUCAACCUUAUCUGUGGAGACCGGGGCUUCUACUGGGGCCCCAGAGAACGGCGGAACAUUGAAGAAUCCCUAGCAAGAGGCAUGGAGGCACUGUCAUUCCAGCCGCAGGACAAGAGAGGAAUUGUGGAGGAAUGCUGUGUCAACAUCUGCCCUCUCCAUGUGCUAGAGAACUACUGCAACUAGAAGAGGAAACCUGCUGGGGAGGCACGACAACUGCACCUUCCAAGUCAUUCAAUAAAAAUCCUUUGAAUC